Molecule: messenger RNA, 693 nt
Organism: Suillus fuscotomentosus
Lineage: Eukaryota; Fungi; Basidiomycota; Agaricomycetes; Boletales; Suillaceae
Exons: 1
Coding region: 1-693 (230 amino acids)
Source: RefSeq, a predicted model, not a curated record
AUGUUGUCGCAGUUCCUUGGCGCACUCAUCAACCUCCGGACUCUGGCGCUCGAGGUGAACCUUCAAUCUUUUAAUACACACACCAUCAAGUUGCCUCGUUUGCAUAGCCUGGCUAUCAAGUCGCGCACAAUCGAUUGUUGGGGCACGGGAUUUCUCCACAAUGUUCAAAUGCCUGAUCUUCGGAUCUUGACCUUGUGUGUAAACGCAGAGCAGCCUGACGACAGUAUUGAAUAUUUCCUUGAUGAAUUGGUAAAUCUUACCGAUUCUGAGGAUCCUCUAGAGCUGGAUGAACUCCACCUUUUCGAUUUUGCCCAGCAUGUAGAUGCUGGGUUCCUUCAUCGCCUGUACACCAAGAUGUCUAAGGUCAAAACAUUGACAUUAGGACCAGGGGAGGAUUACGACAAUCUCGUGCUGGCAACGGCGCUGCUCCCCACAUCCAGCAGACUGCAAGAUCUCCCUCUCCCUGGACUUCAGACACUUGUUGUGUUUGAUGUUCCAAAACAACUCAUACGGCGCAUCAUACUAGAACGCCAGUCGCUUGCUGGUCCGUUAGAGGAGCUUUACUGUAGUUACCCUGAGGGCAACGAGACAGAUGAUUGGCAACUUCAAGUCAAGAAAUUCCACCGCAUUGGUCACGUGAAGUCCACCCGUUACACUGACGUGGUUGCCAGGCAGUGGACAUAUUUAGUCUAG